GAUCUCAACUGGAACGAAUAAGAAGAAGAAGAAGCUCUGCGAGUUUCACGUCGUUGCAUGGUGGAGGUUGUUGCUGCUCAUGGCAUCGCCCAAGACGGCUCCUCCUUUCGCCGACGACGAGAUGUUUGAUUUUGAUGGGGAAACAUGCAAUGAGAAUGGCAUGACAGGAGUGAAGCGAGAGUUUGCCGACCUCGAUGAUGAUGAGGAAGAAUUGUAUCCUUCAAAGAAGAUUUAUGCUUCUCAUGGACCCAGCAGUGACCAUGCCACGACAACCAUACUCAAUCUACGAUCCACCUUGGAAGAUCGUGACAGCACAAUCGCUACCUUGAAGGCAUCUCUUGAUGCUGCUAAUGGGGAGCUGGACAAAUGGAAGAACAGUUUCAUAAAUGACUCACUUUUCCCCGCUGGAACCACUGCUGAUCCUGCAGUAGUUACGCAGGCAAUGCAAAAGCUUCAGACCACAGAGAGUCAAUUAAAAGAGCAGCUCUUGACCGCAAAAAGGAGGGAAAGCGUGUUGGUUGUGAAACUUGCCAACACAGAGCAGGAGGUUGUGGACUUGAAGAGUACGGUUCAUGACUUGAAGUUAAUGUUAAAACCUUCAAUGCAGCAGACUCGGCGAUUGUUUCUAGAUCCUGCAAUCCAUGCCGAAUUCUCACGCAUGAAGAAAGAGCUCGAAGCUGCUGACAAAAGGGUGAAGGAGCUGCAAGAUGACCUUGCAGCUGUGCAAUUCACUCCUCAUAGCAAGCAUGGCAAGCUUUUGAUGGCAAAAUGUCGCACGCUCCAGGAAGAAAAUUCGGAAAUUGGCCGUGAGGCUUCAGAAGGCAAGGUUCAUGAAUUAGGGACCCGGCUGGCAGUGCAGAAGUCUCUCAAUUCAAAACUUAGACGGUGUUAUCAAGAAUUGUAUGAUACUGUUGAAGAUGUGAAUUACGAGUUAGAACGAUCGCAACAAAUGGUGUAUAAUCUGCAAAGAGAGGUGCAGAAAAGAGACCAUCAGCUUGCUGAGGUUUUGAAACAAAACGAAGAGCACCAGUCAAGAAGAGAGGAGCCUACUACAACACACGAAGAAGAGGAUCACCAACAGCUGGUCGUCAAAGACGGUGACAAGUAAUGACAUUUACAAACUCAUCGAUCAGCGAUUGCUGACCUUGUUUUAUUUUUGGUAUAGGGUGGUCGUUUGCGUUAAGAGGAAAUGAGCGGAUCUACAUGCUCCAAGUUGCGGAUUAGUUUUUCGUUCUGCAAUGGUCAUGAGCAAUGAAUUCUGGCUCGGUUCAAGUGGCGACGAAUUUUAUGUCUGGUAUGGGCAUCCAUUUUUGUAAUAUUUACUGGAUUAUUUGUAAAUGAAUUUGGAGGGUUUGUUCGAUUAGAGCAGUAGUGGCAAUGCAGACCUCGGAGUAGAGGGUGGUCGAUCUACUUCAACCAAGGUUUAUCUGAACUAAUUCUUCCACUGAAUUGAAGGGCCAUAAGUAGCUUACAGAAAACGGUGCGUUCAAAAUAAUCGUUUCUGCAAAUUUGUCAUUUCUGUGCACAAAACAGAGUAGGAAUCAUAAAUUAUGGAUAGACUCUAAGGAGGCUUAUUUUGUUCUCCUCUUCAACAGUAGUCAAUGUUUUUAGAAAGUACAGUAACUUUUCUAAAACUUGCAAUUUAUCCUUGCUGCAAUAUGAUGGCUAAGAAGCAUAAAAGAAACAUCUUCAGCAGCACAUUCGCAUGGAUUCUAAGAUCCCCUGGUUGCAAUGCCUUCCAUUCCUCAAUGGAUGGUAAGGCAACUCCAGUGUAAUGUUGUUGAAUUUAUAAGUCUUAUAAUGACAAAAAUGUUACAUAAA
Physcomitrium patens is the source of this 1821-nucleotide messenger RNA. RefSeq names its product FKBP12-interacting protein of 37 kDa. NCBI's taxonomy places the organism in Eukaryota, Viridiplantae, Streptophyta, Bryopsida, Funariales, Funariaceae. Gene Ontology annotation, biological process: mRNA modification; regulation of alternative mRNA splicing, via spliceosome. The record is from RefSeq and is a predicted model, not a curated record. Gene Ontology annotation, cellular component: nucleus.